This is a messenger RNA of Lactuca virosa, 1293 nucleotides long. Lineage: Eukaryota; Viridiplantae; Streptophyta; Magnoliopsida; Asterales; Asteraceae. The record is from the annotation of a GenBank genome assembly.
AUGCAGAACACCUCCACCAAAAUUAGCAUUGCUGUGCACACGUUAACCAUGCUGAUCAUGCUUUCUUUCAUGUUAGCAUCCCGGUGUCCUGAUAUUCAACAAUGUCAUAAUGGUGAGAAUUAUAUCACUUGCAACAACGGAAGUGUAGUUGAGAUAUACAUCUAUAGUUGUGAUGAAAGUGACCAGAUAAAGUAUCUAGACCUCUCUGCUAAUAUCCUGACUGGUUACAACGGAUUAACUAAUUGCUACCAUUUAAGGGGAUAUUGUACAGAAACUGAUUAUGGAAGUGUUUAUGAAGGCAAGCCCUCCAAAGAACACAAACAUAUCCUCCUUUUGAAGAUUCUUCUUCCGCUGAUUGUUGGAUUUUGUUUCUUAGUGAUUGGUUAUGUGCUUUACCAACAUAAAAAGGCUACCACAGAGAAAAGUCAACCAGAAAUACAAAAACAUGGAGAUGUGUGCCAUGGUAAAACAGAAGACUUCAACCUCAAAUAUUGCAUUGGAACCGGUGGUUAUGGAAGUGUUUAUGAAGCGAAACUGCCAAACGGUAAAACAUUUGCUUUGAAGAAACUCCAUCGGUUUGAAGCCAAGCAACCAGCAUUUAACAAGAGUUUCAAGAACGAGAUCCAAGUCUUAACCAACCUAAGGCACAAACACAUUGUGAAACUCUAUGGUUUUUUUUUGCAUAACAAUUGCAACUUCCUAGUAUAUGAAUACAUGGAAAAAGGAAGCCUAUUUUGUGCAUUGAGUAACAAUGAAUUCGCUGUCAUAUUGGAUUGGAAGACGAGGGUAAACAUUAUCAAACACGUAGCCCAUGAUUUUUCUUACAUGCAUCAUGACUGCAGCCCACCCAUCAUUCAUCGAGACAUAUCAAGCAACAACAUUCUCUUGAACAAAGAAAUGGAAGGAUUUGUUGCCGACUUUGGAGCAGCCAGAUUGCUCGACCCUGAUUCCUCCGACCAAACCAUUGUCGUAGGAACUUUGGAAUACAUUGCUCCAGAACUUGCAUACAACAUCAUUGUGAACGAGAAAUGUGAUGUGUAUAGCUUUGGAGUGCUUGCGCUUGAAACAAUCGGAGGGAAGCAUCCUGGAGACCUCCUGACGUCCCUCAACUAUUUAAACCAGGAAGGUGCAACUUUGGAAAGUAUACUUGACAAGCGACUCCCUUAUCCAACUGAUGGCAGACGGAUUGAAAUGGAAAUUCUCCGUGUUUAUAAUGUUGCAUUAGCAUGCAUUCGCAUGGACCCAAAGACUCGUCCGACAAUGAGAAAUGCCUCUCACGAAUUAUCCAAGUGA